AUGCUGAAUGAGAAAGUCAGAUCCUCUGGAGACGCGGAGAAUGACAAAUGCGUCGGUGCGAUUCGCAAGUCUCGCAUUAGUAACAAGUGCCCAAGCGCUGAUAGCAGUGUUGCUAGCAAAGGUGAAUGGACAAAGUCGCACUGCCCCUCUUCUUUCACUUCUUCGGUUUCCACUACAUGCACUUCCACCUUGUCCCAUUCGGAGUCUCACCUGUCCGCGAUGCGUGAAUCCCAAACAAACCAGCGCGAGUCUAGUCGCGUUUUGUCAGAAUCGCUAAGUCCGCCGUCCUCUGGACCGAAAUCGACAACAAAACGUUCUACUUGCCCUUCUUCCCGGCAGGUGGAGGGAUUAGUGAAGAACGUAGAAAGUUUAACGCGUGAGGAUUCAGUUAGGCGGGAUGAAGCCCCCGACGCCACCGCCGGAGCUCAUCUAGAGGAGACACCAGAUAUCACCGCGAAGCUUUCCGAUGUCUGUCAUUCCUCUAGAAAGAGUGGGUCUCGCAGCACAGAGGUCCAAACACCUCAUGAUUGUGAAACGACCGGGAAAAGCCGCGGAAGAAAGCGGACUGGAAGUCAUUCGCAAGAAACAGCUUCUUUGUGUGACGCAAAGGAAGGCGAUAAGCCUCGUUCUCUGAAAGCCAGAGACGGGAAGAAGCAAAGCGGUUCCUCAGGAGUAGGUGCGUCGCUGCCUUUGCCACAGAAACGACCCACGCUCAAAGGCAGCACUGUUUCUACUGCGGAAAAGACAGCGAUGGGAAAACACUUGAAUUCAAAUGCGGGUUUGUUAUUUGUUCCUCAAAUACCUCCCCUUCCGAAAGCGCUGCAGCAUAUAUCUUUAAUCUGUACUGGAGAUAGAGAAAAUGCGGAAUUGAGGGCACUUACACAAAUCCAGCAAAGCGUCAUGGAGCAUGUAACUUCCCAGGCAAUGACACAGAGUGCCGUGGUCAGAUUAAGAAUCCAGCGGCAGCUCCGAACCGCCGGGGUUUCCGCGGCUGACCUGGAGAAUGUUGAGGAAUACCUGGUCCACAAAAUGCCCCUCACAAUUGCAGUUGACUUACUCAAUGUUGUUCCGCACCUGCUGGAGGAUAAUUCCUACAGAAAUCGAUUUGAACUCAAAAGCCAAGCGCAGCUGGCGGAAGUAAGCGAAAGGCGAAGCUGGGAAGGACAGCUUUUUAAUGGAAUAUACGAUCACUCGUCUGUUCGACCGGAACAUCGACCGAAACGUGGACUUCUCAACUUGUACCUCUACCCUUACGCCGAUUCGCGUUUCCAUCCCUCGGGUCAAGCAUUCUUGCUCCUCGAGGAGCAUGUGAGAGUGCGAGUGACAGUCGCAGCUUCUCAAGAUAUUCGCGGGAACCGGCGACACCGGGUUGGUACGCUGCCGGAUAUGUGGCAUGUUCUUGAGUUAUUAGGCAAAGAACAGCUCCAAACAGUUCUAGACUUGGCAAACGGACGGAGAAAGCGGCCUGUGUUUUUCGAUGAGAACAAGAGACCAGAAUUCCAUGUUCACGGAGCCCUAGAUCUCACGAAAGACGUUGCUGCAAUAGCUGUGCGCAAAUCCGAAUAUGAGGCGAAAGGCAGGACGAGAGACUACCUAGACCAAAUCAGUCAGAAAUAUCUCUUUCCGAUUAUCACAUGUGAAGAACUAGAUGAACUUCUGGAGCAAGGCCGCGGGUGGUAUACUGCCGUCCGUGAGAGAGGCCACGUCGUUAUUCAAAGAUCUGCUGCAAUGCAGAACACUUCGGGAUUCAUUUAACAAGUUGAAUGACCUUAUCCUGGCCACAACUUUCAAAUGGUUCCAACUACAAGAACGGAAAUACCCUGGAAGGAACCAUGUCUAACAAUAGUAUCAAGAAAAUGAUGAGUCGUUUUGCAGCAGUGUGGUUUUACGAAAGAAUGACAAAGCACCAAGAUAGUGCCGGACAGAAGGCGUGUACAUACCUCUGUCACCUUGGCAAUGACUCUUCUAGAACUGCUACAUGAGCAGUCACGACGAAGAGCCCCAAUGGGACUUCUUUAUAGAUCUCCGCACGAGAAGGGUCCUCCAUUUCUUGCAGUGGUGGGAUCCUCCAGGUCUGAAUAUACGUGCGCCUGUUCAUCAGUACACAGUCGCGUGCAUGUGAUUCUAAAGCUAUCGACUGAUGUUUUAUUUCAAGCAUCGUCCGGAAACUAGACGGUAUGUGUGCAGAGAGAGCAAUCUCGACCUCUUUUUCUGUCAGUGUCUCUGAAUACAAAAACAACUCUGGAAGUUAUCUGAUCUCCAAACUGCGGAGAAAAAACCCGGCGUAUCACACAUUGUCUUGAAGAAGUUAUGACGUUCUUGAAGCAAAACCAACAGGUCACUCAUACACCCAGAAAAUCUGGGGGAGAUGUUUCAGCGUGUUUUCUGGAACGUUUUGGUGCUGUGCAGCUAUUUGCAUGAUGCUCGAACUCGAAUUUCAUGGAUUCUUUGCUCUUGUGCGCUAUAGGCUACGUGUUCUUCAUAUAAGCGGUGAGAUCAGUCUUUUCGACGCACAUGUGCGUACUUGAACAAGACGUGGAUUUUUGGUUUUGUUUCUAAUUCUAUGGAAUGUAGCUUGCACAUCUGCAUGACUAUAUGUUUGUCCUCUUCCAAGCAACUCCCGUGA
This is a messenger RNA of Toxoplasma gondii ME49, 2626 nucleotides long. RefSeq lists its product as hypothetical. The record is from RefSeq and is a predicted model, not a curated record. The coding region runs from base 1 to 1755 and encodes 584 amino acids. NCBI's taxonomy places the organism in Eukaryota, Apicomplexa, Conoidasida, Eucoccidiorida, Sarcocystidae. The transcript has 7 exons.